AUGGCUCGUCAGAACAGUACGUCCGAGGUGCGUGACGAGAACGAGUCCGCGGGGAUCGAGCCUAUACCAGGUCUAUGGAGCCGAGUAUGGAAAGACAACAAAGGCGCCAUCUACAUUCUCAUCUCUGAACUCUUUGGGACCUCGACAGAUGCCAUUGUCCGAGGUCUGCAGCAAGGCCGAGGUGGAAAUGGCAUGCACCCCUUUCAAGUUAUCAUUGCACGUCUGGGAGUCACCUUUGUCUUGAGUGCGUUGUAUAUGUGGUGGAAAGAGGUUCCCGACUUUCCUUUGGGAAACCGUGCGGUCAGAGGCUGGCUUGUGCUCAGGGCCGUCUUUGGAUUCUUCGGUCUAUUCUGUCUCUACUACUCGGUGCACUAUAUCCCCCUCGCAGAAUCAACCGUCAUCCGGUUCCUCGUCCCGAUCGUCACCGCCUGGGCAUGCUCCAUCGCCCUCGGCCAGCGCUUCCUCCGCAAAGACCUCGUCGCGGGACUCGUCGCCCUGGUCGGCGUGAUCAUCAUCGCCCACCCGGAAAGCAUAUUCGGCAAGGUCGACGAUGCCAUCGGCGUCACCAAACCCGGCCAGAUUGAUCACGUGACACCGGCCCAACGUCUCAUCGCCAUCACGGUCGCUCUCCUAGGCGUCUUGGGGGCUUCGGGUGCGUACACGACCAUCCGGAUCAUCGGCCCGAGGGCUCACGCCUUGAUGACCGUGAACUACUUCGCCUUCUUGGGGACUGCUGCUUCGACUGUGGCGCUGCUUGUCAUCCCUGGCAUCGGGUUCGUGAUGCCAAAUGGAGCACGCGAGUGGUUACUGCUUCUCGCUUUGGGCGUCCUCGGCUUCGGGCUGCAGUUCUUGCUCACAGCCGGAUUGCAGAUGGACCGGAGCAGCAAGGCGACCAGCAUGUUGUACACGCAGAUCCUCUUUGCGCUUGGAUUCGACUGGGCCAUCUGGGGCGUUAUUCCCGGGCGGUGGAGUCUACUUGGUGGGAUGAUUGUGGUCGUGAGUACGUUUUGGUCUGCCUUGCAACCGCCACCGAAGCCCUCGGAUGAGGACAAGACGGUUGCUGUUGUUGACGAGGAGACUGCCCUUCUUGGUGCCCAGAUAGAAUCAUCCGGGGCGCAGGCUCAGAGGAGGCAGGAUAUCAACGGGUAG
Molecule: messenger RNA, 1149 nt
Organism: Drepanopeziza brunnea f. sp. 'multigermtubi' MB_m1
Lineage: Eukaryota; Fungi; Ascomycota; Leotiomycetes; Helotiales; Drepanopezizaceae
Cellular component (GO): membrane
Source: RefSeq, a predicted model, not a curated record